This is a messenger RNA of Nematolebias whitei (Rio pearlfish), 3089 nucleotides long. RefSeq names its product zinc finger MIZ domain-containing protein 2. Gene Ontology annotation, biological process: regulation of transcription by RNA polymerase II; protein sumoylation. The transcript is spliced from 21 exons. The coding region runs from base 128 to 2968 and encodes 946 amino acids. The record is from RefSeq and is a predicted model, not a curated record. Lineage: Eukaryota; Metazoa; Chordata; Actinopteri; Cyprinodontiformes; Rivulidae. Gene Ontology annotation, molecular function: SUMO ligase activity; zinc ion binding.
AAGCUCGGUUCUUGAUGCCUCGGAGGCCCCGGGGAGCUCAGACUGCGGAGCCCCGGAGCAGGGCUCGGACACCGGGGACGUACGGGAGGAUUCUGUGUGUGUGAUUGGACCCUCGGUUCUGUCUACCAUGAACCCUCUGAACCAGAUGAAGACUGGACUGACCAACAACCCUCACAGUGACGGUUCGUACCCCUAUGACCCCUCCAGCUGGCAGCAGCCCACCAAUCAGCCCACGGGGUCCCUGUCUGUGGUCACUACAGUGUGGGGGGUCACCAAUCCUUCAGCCAGUCAGGGUCUGGGUGGGGGGGUGAUGGGGCCCGGGAACAACCCAGGUGGGGGCCCCAUGAUGCAGGGCCCCGGGGGUCCUGGGAUGGCCGGUGGACCCGGGGGCUACAUGGGCCAGCCGGGGUACAGCGAGCCCAGCAAAGGCUACAUGAACCAGGGCGUGUACGGGCGGACGAGUGGGGGCUAUGCUGGAGGACCGGGGGGGUACGCGGGCAGUUACCCGUCAAACCCCGGAGGCUCCAGAGGCUCCGCCGACUUCACUCAGGCAGCCGCCGCCGCCGUCGCCGCUGCUGCCGCCGCCACGGCAACCGCCACCGCCACGGCGACCGUCGCCGCCAUCCAGGAGAAACAAAACCAGGAGAUGAACUAUGGGCAGAUGGGGGGUCCGGCCUACAACAACCAGUUCAUGGCCCAUCCCGGUCCUCGUGGUCCUCCCAGCAUGGCACCUGGUGGUAUGGGACCUGGUCCAGGCCCUACAAGAGGGCCUCCCUCCAUGGGCUCAAUGUACAGCACUGGAGGGGUCCAACAGAGGGUCCCUCAGCACCCGAACUAUGGUCCUGGACCACAGCAGGGACACCUGAGGCCCCCACAAGGCCUUAAACGGCCCUACAACUCUGAGUCGUUCCCAGGAAUGUCUCAGCAGUACGGUGUUCCCAUGGGGUCCAGCGUGAACGUCCUGCCGGGUCCUGCUGGUGCUGGAGGCUCCAUGCCGGGCUCAGGGGGAGUCGGUCACACAGGACCCGGCCCGUACUCCGGCCCCAACAUGCAGUACCACCCAGGUCCUGGUGGUCCAGGCCCCGCCCCUCAGUGCUCUGGCUCCUCCCCUUAUCAGAGUCAUAAAAUGCCCCUCCCACAGUAUCCCCCCUCUGGAGCCCCCAACCCACAGUACUACAAGCAGGACCAGUUCAACAGUCAGAGUGGGACUUUGACCUCCCUGACAGCGGGGGGCGCCGGCGGCGUCUACAACACUUUCAGCCAACAGACGGGGCCGGGUCGAGGAUUACCUAGUUACCCGUCUUCUCCAGUUCCUGGAAACCCGACCCCUCCCAUCACCCCCAGCAGCUCUAUGGCCCCGCCCUACAUGUCACCUGGCAGUGACGUCAAGCCGAUGACCUCCUCCUUCCUGCCAGACAUCAAGCCCAACAUGGCUGGCCUGGCUCCACCCCCUUCUGCAGGUAACCCGAGCGACAACCUGCGGCUGACGUUUCCUGUCAGAGACGGCGUGGUCCUCGAGCCCUUCAGGUUGGAGCACAACCUGGCUGUGAGCAACCACGUCUUCCAGCUGCGCGACUCCGUCUACAAAACACUUGUCAUGAGACCUGAUUUGGAGCUCCAGUUCAAGUGUUACCACCACGAAGAUCGACAGAUGAACACCAACUGGCCCGCUUCGGUCCAGGUGAGCGUGAAUGCGACUCCUCUCACCAUCAAACGAGGCGACAACAAAACUUCCCACAAGCCUUUGUACCUGAAGCAGGUGUGUCAGCCGGGCCGGAACACGAUCCAGAUCACCGUCACCGCCUGCUGCUGCUCUCACCUGUUCGUGCUGCAGCUGGUCCACCGCCCGUCUGUGCGCUCCGUCCUGCAGGGUCUGAUGAAGAAGCGGCUGCUGCCGGCCGAGCACUGCGUCACCAAGAUAAAAAGGAACUUCAGCAGCGGUUCGAUCGCCGGGACCCCCGGGUUAAAUGGAGAGGACGGUGUGGAGCAGACGGCCAUCAGAGUGUCGUUAAAAUGCCCGAUCACGUUCCGGCGCAUCCAGCUGCCGGCCAGAGGCCACGACUGCAGACACAUACAGUGUUUCGACCUGGAGUCGUACCUGCAGCUGAACUGCGAGAGGGGAACCUGGAGAUGUCCCGUGUGCAAUAAGACGGCUCUGCUGGAGGGACUGGAAGUGGACCAGUACAUGCUGGGAAUCCUCAUCUACGUCCAAAAUUCCGACUAUGAGGAGAUCACCAUCGACCCGGUCUGCUGCUGGAAGCCCGUUCCGGUGAAGCCCGACAUCCACGUGAAGGAGGACCCGGACGGUCCAGUCCUGAAGCGCUGCAGGACGCUCAGCCCGAGCCACAUGGUCCUGCCCAGCGUCAUGGAGAUGAUCAUCUCACUUGGCCCCGCCCCCUCUAACCCAUCUGCGCCGCCCUCCUCUUCCUCGCCGAUGCCGUACUCCUCCCUCCCUGCAGGGGGCGGUACCAACAGCAGCAACACGCCCGACUUCCCCUCAGCAGCUCCGUCUUUUCCCGCUCCGUCAGUGCCGUUCUCAGACUUCGCCGGUCCUGGUUCUCCCAGCGUCGGUAACUUCUCCUCCCCCGGACCUCCCCCCCUCCCCUACCAGUCAGAGCUCUCCAGCGCCCUCCUCAGUCCCGACAAGCCCCCACCUCACCCGCUGAUGUCGCAGAUGCCGGGCCGUCUGGACUCUACUUCCCAUGGUGCAUCUGUCUCCCAGCAGCAGUCGCAGGGUCUCCAUGGCAACAGUCAGCUGGGCGGCAACCAGAUGAUGCAACGCAACAACCAGAAUCCCCGUCUCCAAGGCGACCCCCCCUUCGGGCUCGGCGUGUCCGGGGAAAUUCCAGAACCUUCUCUGGAUCUGCUUCCAGAACUGACCAACCCGGACGAGCUGCUGUCCUACCUGGGCCCGCCGGACCUCCCGAACAACAACGACGACCUGCUGUCUCUGUUCGAGAACAACUGAUGCUCGCUCAGCUCCUGAGCUGGACCGGACCGGGCCCAGACAGCACAAACUGUCCCUCUCUGCAGCCGCCCUCCGCACCGGACCGAGCUCAGAACUGUUAAAUAUGAAACCCGUUUGUGUG